GUGAAUUUACUAGUGCUUAUGUACGAUGGAAUCGUAUUUGGUAAAAUUUAUAAAAACAAAUAGACAUAAUUUCGAAAAUCGAGUGCUUACAAAAAAGAAUGGCCCACCUCAAUCGGAGAUAAACAUUGUUCAAGAAUGUGCCAUAAGAAAUAGAAAGUUUAAACAUCCUUUUAAGAUUGAACAAUAUAAAAAAACUUCGUGGUUAUGCGGGUGUGAUAAACAACAUGCUUUGUUUUGUUUUCCUUGUUUAGUUUUUGCAAACAAUGAAAAUACUAAAUCAGAAGGACAAAAACGGGUGUUAGGGAAUUAUCUCAUAUUAGAAAAUCUUCUCUUGCAACGCGCCUCAAACAGUGCGACAGAUCAAAGCCACGUGCGAAAAAAGAAAAAUGAUUUACAUUACUUUAACGGAUUGAAGAGUUGUUAA
Molecule: messenger RNA, 424 nt
Organism: Psylliodes chrysocephalus
Lineage: Eukaryota; Metazoa; Arthropoda; Insecta; Coleoptera; Chrysomelidae
Source: the annotation of a GenBank genome assembly